CGCAAGUACAUACAAAAGUUUGUAUCAUUGUUGAUGCCUCAUUUAUCGUCUUACUGAGCUGGAGCGGGCUUUGCCCCUCGCGCCGGCAUGGCACCCAAGUCUGGGCAGCAGAAGCCCGCUUCGGGCGCCGGGCCCGGGAACGGGGCGGCGCCGGCAUUGGUCGUCUUCCCGUCCUCCCUGAGUGCACGUCAACGCGCUUUCAUUCACGAAGUUGCUGGUGCGGCUGGCUUGUACCAUGCAAGCGAAGGCGAAGGAGCUGCCCGCCAAAUUGUCGUUGGGCUGCAAGGCGCUCGCAAGGUCAGCGUGCCGGCAAAUGCCACGUCCGACGCCGACAUCGUGGCGGCGCUGCUGGAGCACCUGGGCCUCGACGCCCGUGACCGGCUGCCAAGCACUUCCUAUGACCGCAAGGGCUCGGGAGCGGGCCCUAGCGGUGGUGCUGGUGGCGGCGGCGACCCCACCUCGGUGGAGGCUUUCGUCGAGCUUAGCCGCAAGCUGAUCGAGAUGGAGCGGGCAGCUGAAGUGGCGCAGGCCACGGAGGAGACCUCAAUGUGCUCCCCUGAAACUGCACAGGCCCGCGGCCGCACGCUACUGAAUCUGCGCGUGGACGACAUGGAGGGCGGCCUGCUGGGCCGCACGCUGCUCACCCUGGUGUCAAACAAGGGCUACGGCGCGGGCGGCCCGGCCGCUGAGCUGCCACCACACAAGUUCGGCCCGCACGACGUCGUGGCGCUGCGCCCCAGCCGCGGCCCCGCUGACGGGCCCGCGGUCGUCAGCGGCGUCAUCUACCGCAUCCGCGAGAACUCCAUCACCGUCGCGGUGGACGAGGCGCCGGAAGAGGGCCUCGACCAGCCGCUGCGGCUAGAGAAACUGGCCAACGAGGUGACGUACCAGCGGCUGCGUGGCACACUGGACUCGCUGCUCAAGGCGCGCAGCGGCACCGCCGCCACGCCCGACGGGCGGCUGCUGCCGGGCGGCGCGCUGUUGGACGUGGUGUGGGGCCGCCGCGAGCCGCAGUUUGCCGCGGAGGCGCCCGAGUGGAAGCCACUCAACACCGGCCUGGACGAUUCGCAGCGGCAGGCGGUCACGUUGGCGCUGUCUGCCAAGGACCUUGCUCUGGUGCACGGCCCGCCAGGCACGGGCAAGACAACUGCGGUGGUCGAGAUUAUCCUUCAAGAGGUGGCCCGCGGCUCCCGCGUCCUCGCGGCAUCAGCAUCCAACAUUGCGGUCGACAACCUGGUGGAGCGACUGGUGCGCGCCAACCCCAAGCUCAAGCUGGUGCGCAUGGGCCACCCCGCCCGGCUGCUGCCUGCCGUGCUGGACAGCAGCCUGGAGGCGCACGUGCUGCGCAGCGAUAACAGCGCCCUGGCCCGCGACUGCCGAGCCGAGAUCAAGUCCAUCAAUGCGCGGCUGCUCAAGCUGGGGCCGCGUGACCGCGCGGAGCGCCGCGAGCUGCGCGGUGACCUGCGGCGGCUGGGCAAGGAGGAGCGGCAGCGGCAGGAGGCGGCGGUAGCCGAGGUGAUCAAGGGCGCGCAGGUGGUGUGCUGCACGCUGACGGGCGUGUCGCACCGGCAGCUGGACAAGGAGCUGUUUGACGUGGCGGUGGUGGACGAGGCGGCGCAGGCGCUUGAGGCCGCGACCUGGGGCGCGCUGCUGCGGGCGCGCCGCGCAGUUCUGGCCGGCGACCACCUGCAGCUGCCGCCCACCGUCGUCAGCGACGAGGCCGCACGCCUGGGCCUGGCGCGUACGCUGUUCGAGCGGCUGCAGACUUCCGUCCCGACCGCCAGCGCCAUGCUGACUGUGCAGUACCGCAUGAACAAGGCCAUCAUGCAGUGGUCGAGCGACGAGCUGUACCACGGCAAGCUCACCGCGCACCCGUCGGUUGCGGAGCACACGCUCCGCGACAUGCCACCCGACGCCGCGGCCGGAGCCCCAGGCGCUGGCUGCAAAGGCAGUGCCAAGGCGGCGGGCAGCGGCGGGAAGAAGGCGGCCGGCAGCAAGAAGGCCGCGCCAGCAAAGGCGGCUGCCGCCCCUUCAGAAGGCACCGACCCGGGCUCGGCCGACGCCCUGGCCUCGCUUCCGGUGCUGAUGCUAGUGGACACGGCCGGCUGCGGCUUUGAGGAACAGCAGGAGGCGGAGGGCAGCAGCUAUGCCAACCCCGGCGAGGCCAAGGCAGUGAUGGCGCACGUGGCGCGGCUGGUGCGCAUAGGCAUCCCGCCUCAGCACAUCGGCAUCAUCACGCCCUACAACGCACAGGUGGCCUUGCUCAAGGAACUGCGGGCCCAGAGCGUCGGCGGUGCACUGGAGAUCAGCAGUGUGGACGGGUUUCAGGGACGUGAAAAGGAGGCAAUAUUGGUGUCAAUGGUGCGCAGCAAUGACGGUGGCGGAGUAGGCUUCCUGUCGGACCGGCGCCGCAUGAACGUGGCGGUCACGCGGGCGCGGCGGCACUGCGCCGUGUUCUGUGACAGCGAGACGGUGUCGCAGGACGGGUUCCUGAAGCGCCUGGUGGAGUACUUCUCCACGCACGGCGAGUACACAUCGGCGGCCGAGCUGUUGCCGGGGGCGUGAGGCCUUUGCAGGCGAAGGCGAGAUGGUUGUGCAUGUCCUGCGGAUUGAUUGUGUUGGUUGUCUCAUCUCACUCGAACUCAUGCGCCACGGCGGCGUGCCUCACCACCGUGAGCUUGCUAAGCUCCGUAAGGUAUUCAAUACGGGCACCUGUGCCUAGAAGGCUAUGAUUGUAAGGCAAUGAGCAA
This is a messenger RNA of Chlamydomonas reinhardtii, 2750 nucleotides long. RefSeq lists its product as uncharacterized. The record is from RefSeq and is a predicted model, not a curated record. NCBI's taxonomy places the organism in Eukaryota, Viridiplantae, Chlorophyta, Chlorophyceae, Chlamydomonadales, Chlamydomonadaceae. Bases 88 to 2565 code for a protein of 825 amino acids. Gene Ontology annotation, molecular function: RNA binding; ATP hydrolysis activity; 5'-3' DNA helicase activity. The transcript has 9 exons.